Messenger RNA from Rasamsonia emersonii CBS 393.64, 336 nucleotides. RefSeq lists its product as uncharacterized. NCBI's taxonomy places the organism in Eukaryota, Fungi, Ascomycota, Eurotiomycetes, Eurotiales, Trichocomaceae. Gene Ontology annotation, molecular function: DNA binding. The annotation marks the transcript as partial. The transcript has a single exon. The record is from RefSeq and is a predicted model, not a curated record.
AAGAUGGUGCAGCAGGCACCAAGGCUAUUACUAAUUACUAUGUAUAACGUAAUCAAUCAUCGAGCGAAACAGAUCACCGAGCGAAACACCCCACCAAACUACGCGACGCGCUCAUCAACUUCAACCACCAAAAUGCCACGCAAAACAGCAGAUUCAGCAGUUCAUCAAGAGGGCCGUAUCUUGCUUGCAAUUAAAGCUUUCAAUGAUGGUCAAUUUAAAAGCAUACAGGCUGCUGCACAGGCAUAUAAUGUGCCACAUCCAACACUCUACCACCGCCUACGCGGGCGUACUGCACGCGUAGAUGCAACACCAAACAGACAAAAAGCUACACUACCA